Zeugodacus cucurbitae (melon fly) is the source of this 6016-nucleotide messenger RNA. RefSeq lists its product as uncharacterized. NCBI's taxonomy places the organism in Eukaryota, Metazoa, Arthropoda, Insecta, Diptera, Tephritidae. The coding region runs from base 138 to 5897 and encodes 1919 amino acids. The transcript has 21 exons. The record is from RefSeq and is a predicted model, not a curated record.
UUCACAAUAGUGCAUUCAAUAAUUUUUUGUGAAUAUACUUGAACUUUUUCAAUUUGAAUUGAAAAAAUAAUUUCAAUUUGUGUGCACGAAAAGACGUUAUUUUUUUGAAAAAAAUAUACAUAAUAAAAAUACGCAAAAUGCCAAAACAGAAUUAUUGCUGUUCCGCCAAACAAUAUUAUUCAUAUAUGAGGAAUUUGGUUGACACGUUGAUUAUAGUUCCGCGUAUGAUUAUAUGCAAAAAAUUGAAGAAAGACGAGCUCUUUAUACAAACUAUUACCAUCAAAAAUAAAGGAUUAUAUCCUCGAAAUAUGACAUAUUACACGGAUAGUCUACUGGAUACCAGCAUCAUAUUGCCUCGAUAUUGGGAACAUACAUACUUGCAACCGGAUGAAAUUUUUGAAAUAAAAGUUGUAAUUAAACCGACUGCGCAAAGUUUGCAUACUAAAUGCAGGCAUGUUUAUAUAGAAUCCGCACAUCCAAAUAUAACUUUCGAAAUUCCCAUUGUAUCAAAAGGAAUGACUCAGGUCUGUUUGCCAAAAUCAAUAGAUUUCCCCUCCACAGCACUUGAUGACAUAGCUUACUAUGAUUUUGUCGCCUACAAUCCAACGAAAGAUGCCCAAACACUUUUAUUUAAAAGCUCUCCAAAGAAUAUCAAGAUCACUCAGGGUAAAAAUCGCAUUCCACACCACGACAGCAUAAAGAUUUUGCUAACUCUCAAAGUGAAUAAUCUUGAUACAAUGCAAGAAGUUAUUAAAACUAGAGUCGAAGGCGUUAAUUUGGAUAUUCAGAUAAUGCAUAGUCCACUAAUAAAUUCAUUUUACAUGAACACAAAUCUCAUAACCUUCGAGGCGUUGAAAUAUGAACGGGAGACAACGCGCAGUUUCAUUAUUUGUAAUGAAUCGAAUGAGGAGAAGCAUUUUACAACAACAUUCUUUAGCGAUCCAAUACAAUUAGCAGACAAUCCUGACUAUAAAUCGGAUGUAAGACAAUCACAGGCAUAUUCAAUACGUAGUUCCAGUUCUUUCAGCAUGAUUCAUUCACCAUUAGCCAACCCAUGUGAUUUAGUGGCUUAUAAACACUUUCAAAUCCCCAAUGAGAAUUUUACGAUUCAAGGCAAAAGUUCAUUAGAGAUCCCUGUACGAUUUUGUCCGGUUACACUUGCAGAGUGUGAUUUUAAGGAUGAAGAGUCCUCACCACACAAAGUGAGGACGAUAUUAUUUCUAACUAUUGGCGAUGAAAUAUCAAUGGUACGUCAACUGAUAAAUUUUCAAGGUGCUAUAAUUGGACCGGAAGUAGAGAUCACGCCAAAAGAAAUUUACAUACGUACCGUUUAUAUGGGGGAAGAACACUGCGCGAUUAUUAAGGUUUUGAACGUGGAUGGUAAAGUGAAUGCGAUUAUCAAGUUCAAAGAUGUUUUUAACUCCGACACUGCCGGUGCUGUUGUACAACCGGAAGAGGGUUACAAUUUGGAACCUUGUCAAAGUGGUAUCUUUCGUAUUUCGUUUUUCUCAAAGGUGAUUGGCGCUUUUGUGGCAAAACUACGUUUUAAGGUCAAAAACGGUAUUAUGGAAGAAGUGAACAUAAGAGGUCACUCCUUGCAUGCGCGCGUUAAAAUGUUUCCAGAUGAAUUGGAUAUUGGUUAUGUACCAUUCGGCAUACCGUGCAAACGUUUCAUAUUGCUAGUGAAUCCAUUUAUGAUGCCGGUUGCGCUACAAUUCACCGUUGGCGAAGAUGGUGACGAGACUCCUUUGGUACUAAAUGUGAACGAUGCUGACGGUUUGCCGGUGAUAACAGUUAAAGAUUAUAUAUCCGCAAUGAUUGCAAUGGCGGAGGAGGAAUUCGAUCCGUAUGCGUAUGAAGGAGAACAAACGGUACAGUUAGUAAGUAAAUCGGAAUCAUUGCUAUCGUAUCGCUCCGUAAGCACCGAACAGUCCACAUGCAGCACAUAUUUCGAAGAGGAAAUCUUGGAGAACAUACCCGACUUCGCCUUCACCAUUAUUCGGCAAUUAAGAGAAGCGCGGCAUUUGGAGAACAAAGAGGUCGAAGAAUGUGUUGUCAGUGCGACUUUAGAUGUGCUACUAAAGACCAAUUACUUCAAUUCGCUCAAACAAUUUGCGAAUUACGCACAAAUGGAUUGGAAUAUUAUACCAUUCAAUCCGAAAGAGAUCUACUGCGAUAAGGAAAUCAUAUAUCUACAACCGAAUGCGGGUAAAACGGUAACGGUACUGCUCAUACCAAACCGCGUCGGCUUAUUCAAUCGUGCGCUUAACGUGCGUAUUUGUCCAAUAACCGAGGAGGAAAUGAAUAUGAAAAAUGUGGAUUUGUCUUGGGAUCUGCGAGACAGCUUUUUUGUAUCAUCGAAAAUGUUUACAACCAAACUUUGGAUGGAAUAUGCCUGCCAUCUGCCGAUUAUUAAUUUCACACAAGAGAUUAGCUACGAAUCGGAAACGACUUACAUCGAUGAUGAGGUGCAAUGUGCUAUGCUCUUUAAGAAUUCAUUCAACGUACCCGGCUUUUUUUACUACGAUGUUAUACCUUCGGAUGAAAGUGGCGAAAUGAUAUUUCCGGAAAAUAUUUUGAAAUUUUUCAUACCCGCAUUUGGACAAGUCGUAGUACAUUCUACGGUAAUAUUUCAUCGCUUGGGCAAAGUUAAGCUCUCUGGACUCAUAAAAAUCGUAGGGAAUUUGAAUGGUUCACCAUUUCAUAUAGUCGCCAAUGUGAAGCCUGUGAAAAUUAAAGUAUCUACGACACGAGUUUAUAGAAGGCAGAGGGUGCUCGAAUCAACUGUGGAACACAUUUAUAUAACAAAUGAUACGCCCACGGUGACGAGAUUCACAGUGAGAUUGAAAAAUUACAAACAUCAAUAUAUUGAGCCUCUUGGCGCCACACUCUCACCAGAAGGACAGGGAACUUAUGUGUCAAUUUUUUCGAAAUUCUACGAUGCCGAAACCUAUCAUAAUACCUUACUCAUAAAUGUGGCGAAUUGUAGUAUCAUAGAAAUACCAAUCAUCUACGUUGUGGAGGGUUCACCCCUUAAUUUGGAACCGGACAUUUUCAAAGGUCAUGAUUGUGGUACACUUAUGGUGAAUUGUUUUGAUGAAUACGAAUCGGAUGUACCAAGGUACCUACAAGAGGUGAAAUUGACGAAUAAUGGCAAGCAUAGAUAUUGCAUAUAUAUAGAUAAACUAAGGAAUAAUGUCACAAAAUGUGCCAUUGAACUUGGACAUGGUCAUGUGACUGUGUCACCGAAAACACUCUGUCUGGCGCCACAAUCGGUGGGUACAUUAUAUAUAACAGCAGAUUCGUGUGAAGCUGGUGAACUUUUUAAUGAAUUUCGUGUGAGAACUAUUGAUCAAGAGCACAAACUAAAAGUGCAUACAAUACGUUUUAUAGCAACCGCUACAUUUGUGGAACCGGAAAUACAUUGGUGUCAGAAAGCAAUCAAUAUGGAGUACAAUAGAACGCAUAUUUUUAAAGAACAUCCGGUGUUGGCCAUAGCAAGUCUAAAGAACAUGGUGGACGUGAAGUGCAAAGUAUGGCUCAAGAGUGUGGGACCUUUUAAAAUAAAGAAUUUUUUUGAGCAAAAUUUCGCCAAAAUCAUAAAUUUUCCCAUGCAAGGUCUGGAACAAAAAGAUAUUAUAAUUGCUCUAAAUAAAUCUGCAAUACGUGACGAAUUCUGCUCUACCGUCGAUGGCCGUAUACUCUGCGAAGCCAAUAAUAAAUAUCAGAGAUCACUGCAGUUGAAAUUGAAAAUACGUAGUCCAGAAUUGAGAAUCAUGCAACCGGAUAUGAUACUAUUUACACGUGAAAACGCGAGUGUCACCUAUGUGGAAUUGCGCAAUAUUUCCUGUUUGAAUGCACAGUACAAAUGGAAGAAAGUCGAAGAGAAAACGACAUAUGUAGCGGAUUAUGACGACACUUAUAAAUUUUCACUGGACAUACUCUCCGAAAUCCUACGUAUGUUGGAUAUUGAUGGCAGCGAUUCAGAUGAAGAUUCAAUUUAUAAAUGGAAUAUGACAUUGCGCUACCAGAAAUAUCGUUGUCGAAUGCAUAAGCUUGAAGACCCGAUUGGCAUUGUUGAAAUCAUCAAUGAAAUCAUAAACAAUUUGGAUUUGGAACAUAAACGUUAUAUAACAAAAGCCGAUGAUCAGUAUGAUGAGUGUUUGAGUGCGCAACGUUGCUCUUCUGGAGAAUUUGUACGCAAAACAUUGGAUGCCGUGCUGUAUGGGCUGAAUUUGGAAGAUUCCUAUGAUAUCUCACAAGAGAGUAUAGAAGAGUGUGAUAGUGAUCGCACCAUACAUUUCAUUGAGAAAAGCGGUCAUAUAGCGAAAUUUAAAACAGCGCAAUGUGCACUAUUUUUACCCCCGGUGAAACCGGGUUAUGCUAAAACGGCGGUUUUUGUACUCGACACAGUUGGUAGUUGUCCUCAACAAUUUGAUAUAACACUAAUUAAUUUGGAAAGAGUUAUGCAAUUCUCUUCCGAAAGUGUAUACCUCGGCAUACAGCCUUGGUAUGAGCUCUUCAGACAAUCGGUGAGAAUUAUAAAUGUCACACAAUAUCCCAUCACAGUUAGUAUAAGUCAUAAAACUGUGGUGGAUAAAAAUCAGCGUCUCAGUCAAGGUUAUGCAAAAAUCAUUGGAGAGAAGACCUUCGACAUUUGCAAAUUCAAAUCAAAACUAUUGACCGUUGAAGGCUUAAUGGGCUUCUCCGAGCAAUUCACACACGACAUACUAGUCAACGCUAAUAAGAGCGAGGAACAGAUUAUACACUUUCGUGGGCAAGGUAUUAUGCCUAUAAUUGAGGUUACCACGAAAUUAGCACGACCUGAGCAGGAUAUGGUAGAAGUAUUGAUGGAAUAUGAAUUGCUACAAUCAAUUUAUUAUUUCGAAGUAUUCAAGUCCAUCACCGAAUACGAUGAGGAUUUGCCAGCGCCAAGAGAGGAGGACAAUGUCAGUAUGUUGACCACCAAAUACUCGAUUAGUAGCUUACAAACGGGCAGCACUAAGAGUACUACGAGUAGUCGCGAGGCACGUUUCUAUCACAUGAUGAGAAGCUAUGUGAUUGUUAAUAAUAAUGCGGAGCUACCACAUGCAAGCGUAUUGGAACAACUGAUUGAGACACAAAAGUUCCUUAGACAAUUGCGGGAAAAUCCAAAAUUGGUUAUGUUGUUGCGUAAAGUGCAUCAGGAGUAUUUGAAAAUGCUCAGCAACUAUGGUGAAUCCAUGCCAAUUAACUUGAAACAUUUCACCACACAACCCUUGCCAUUCCAUCAACAGGGUUUUAUAUUAAAUAUGAAUGUUUUGGUUUUGGGACAGUUGAGAAAGUUCACGAUCGAUUUACAUUUCCACGGACCUGGCAAAUUGAUUGCGUCUGUGCGUACCGAAGUGAAAAUACCCGGAUUAUAUGUGGAUUUCGAAGUGAGAAAGAGUGAAGAUCACGAUUACCUAUUUUUUGCAGCUGAAAAGAAAUCGCCCAGCUUAUUUGGCAAACGCUAUCGGAAUAUGUACGAACGGGUCAUUGAUGCGGAAACAGAUCCAAAAGUGAAGCAUGCACAUUCCUUCGAUUUCGAUAAGACGGAGCAUCAUACACGCUUGGAAGUGGGUGCCAAGGAACGCAAAGAAUUGCAAAACUAUUACAAUAGUUUGAACAAAUCGGUUUAUGAAGAUCAAAAGCAUCACUUUACUUUAUGUAAAAUAUUUAGUAACAGCAAAACGAACUACUACAGUGGCGAGGCACAACUCGUACUGUUGAUAAAGCCAGAAGCAAAGUUCUAUGAAGAGGGACAAAUGCUUGAAGAUUACCUAUACAUCGAUUUGCACUUAGGGCCAACUUUGCCCAUUCUACUACGUGGUAUCAUCUCCAAACAGUAUCGAAAGCAAAACGAUGCGAACAAAUAAAACGAAAUAGAAUGUUUCGGAAAAUUUUUAUAUUUUAGUCACAUGUAAAAUUUUAUUAUUGCUAUAAAUAUAUAAUUAAUAUAUUUAAUAUUAGUGUUUAAAACGCACAUAUACAAUUU